This is a messenger RNA of Spodoptera litura, 2823 nucleotides long. The record is from RefSeq and is a predicted model, not a curated record. NCBI's taxonomy places the organism in Eukaryota, Metazoa, Arthropoda, Insecta, Lepidoptera, Noctuidae.
CAGAAAUUAAUUUCAACUGAAAAUCGAGGUUUAAAAGUAUGUGGUAAAUCAAAACGAUUUUACAUGCGAGAGUUAUCAUCUUCCAAUGAAACACAGAAGACGGGUCCCAAUGAAUCUCGAGGAGUUCUUAAAUACGUCAAGAAAACAAAAAACGAGAUUAGACGAAUUGCCACAUCAAAUAAACAGUUUAGCAUGUUGAAAAAUAAACCACCAAAGCAAGGAAUAGCAAUUGACACGACUGAGGAUAGACCAUGUUGUUGCGAAAUUAAAAAUUCUGCAGAUGUGUUAAAAGCUGAAAUUGACAAACCUAUUGAUCCGCACCCUACGAAUGUUAUACCCAAACCUCGUUUUCUCAAAGAUAAACACUCUGGCUGGCUUCGUUCUCUAAGCAAGCGUAGGGGAUCAACUAUUACGUCCGUUGCCGCUUGUCAAAUACAUUCUCAGUUCAGUAACGAACAACCUACAACUCAAACACCUUGUCCUAUUCAUGGUUAUUCCCAAUACCCACAAUAUUCACAAUCCGCACAAUAUCCACAAAACGCACAAUAUCCACAAAACGCACAAUAUCCAGACAAUUACGUUGAUCCUUGUGCAAAUGUUACUUGUGAAUGUCAUGACGAUCCGAAGAAACCACCUAAAUCAACCAAAACAAAACAAAAAACACAAUCAAUACAACCACGCCUAUCACACCUACCAACACAAUUACCCCAACCACACCAAUCGACUCAUUCACACCGAUCAUUCCAACCAUACCAAUCACAACUACCUCAAUCAUUUCAGCCACAGCAAUUAACGCAACCGCGCCAAUCAGCACAACCAUACCAAUCGCCCCAACCAUACCAAUUAACGCAACCAUACCAACCAACCCAAUCAACUCAUUCACACCAACCACACCGACCACACCACGCACACCAACCACACCAAUCAGCACAACCACGACAAUCAGCCCAACCACGACAAUCAAUGCAACCACGCCAAUCAACACAACCAUACCAAUCAACACAACCAUACCAAUCAACACAACCAUACCAAUCAACACAACCAUACCAGUCGUCCCAUCCAUACCAAUCAAACCAACCCUACCAAUCAACCCAACCAGGUCAACCAUACCAACCCUAUCAACCAUGUCAACCCUGUCCUUCAUCCCAACCCAAUCAAUCAUACCAACCAUGCCCAUCAAGCCAUUCAUACCCAACAACCAAUCCAUACCAACAAGCCCAGCCGUACCAAUCAACUCAACCGUACCAACCUGGGCAAUACCAACCGUCCAACCAAGCUCAACCAUACCAACCUCACCAACAAUACAAACCAUACAUGCGGGCAAGCAAAUCACAACAACCAACCGGAACAAACCGACCGUAUUACACCCCAGAACAUGAUUACAUUGACGGCCCGGAGCAUCGACGUCGAGCAAGUAAAGUAAGGAUAUCAGUGGGACACGACGAAAUGGGCAUAAACGAAAUUGGCAGUAGACCUAUUGUUAAACACAAAAAGAUCAUUAGCAAUUCGAAGCGUAGUCCUGAAGUGGAAUGUGGCUGCUAUGAUGAAAUUCCACUUGCUGAAGGCCAAUGGUGGAGAACUUUCAAGUGGCCAAAGAAUCCGUCAAGCUCGAGAAUUUGGCGUAGAAGCCAUAAAACCGAAAGUGGAGCUGCAGCUGAUAAUGAUGUUAUUUGUUUAUGCGACACAGAUGGCGAAUAUUCAAAAACAAGUCCAAAUGGCGAAGUGAUUUGCGAAUGCAAUGAAGUAGAAGACAACUGUUCAACAUUUCAAAGUACUGAGGAUUCGGAAAUCGAUACAUGCCUUGCCAAGGAUAAACGGCAAUCAAUAUUUUGUGAUCCCCUAAAAAACACACAACAGAACAAAAUGGCACAGCUACCGCCGCAGCCCUACCCUGCCACGGGUAAACGGCAAUCAAUACUGUUCGAUCCUCAAAAAAACACGCAACAGAAUAAAAUGGCACAACUACCGCCGCAGCCGUACCCUGGCACGGGUAAACUGCAAUCAAUACUUUUCGAUCCUCAAAAAAACACGCAACAGAAUAAAAUGGCACAACUACCGCCGCAGACGGGCCCUGCCACGAAUAAACUGCAAUCAGUAGUGUUUGAUCCCCAAAAUAUCACGCAACAAAACAAAUUGGCACAACUACCACCGCAAGUGCCGCUAACUCAACCGCAAGUGCCGCUAACUCAACCGCAAGUGCCGCUAACUCAACAGCAAGUGCCGCUAACUCAACCGCAAAUAUUGUCGCAAGUUCCGGUACAAGUACUGCUGGAAAUACCACCUAAAUCAGUAAGACAAAAUCCAAUAGUGAAGCUUGAUUGUGGAUGGAUCGAUUAUAAAAAUUUGAUGAAAAUGAGAUCAGAUCUCUCUAUUGAAACAUCAGGCUUUAAGGCAUGUAAAAGAAAACCUAAACCACCACCAAUAGAUAGAUCAGUUGAAUUAAACUUUGAAGAAGCAGUCAUGUACUACACGACUAAGAAUCCGCAUCUAUUCCGUGAUUUGGUGCAGCAGAGCUUACAAAAUCCAAUUGACACUGAUGGUAAAAUAAAAAAACAACAUGAAGUAAAAAAAGAAUUGUCUACGGCAAGGAAAAUAUUUAAUAAAUUCAAACCAAAAGUGAAGCAAGAGGAACCAGUACCACCGCAAGAAGAAUAUGAGGAGUUGUGCGAAUGCUCUUACGGUUGCAUUCCUCCACCUAUAGGAUACAUACCUGUGGCUGCUUUAUCUCGGAAACAGCGCGAUAAAUUGUAUCCAAAAGGCUUAAAACUUCACCUUGGUGGUAAAGGCUCUCUUUCACGAGGGCUCGCUGAUAUCUGGCCUUAA